This is a messenger RNA of Xiphophorus couchianus (Monterrey platyfish), 3022 nucleotides long. Its product is annotated as cyclin-dependent kinase 17-like. Gene Ontology annotation, cellular component: cytoplasm; nucleus. Gene Ontology annotation, biological process: protein phosphorylation. The transcript has 17 exons. Gene Ontology annotation, molecular function: cyclin-dependent protein serine/threonine kinase activity; ATP binding. The record is from RefSeq and is a predicted model, not a curated record. Bases 378 to 1943 code for a protein of 521 amino acids. Lineage: Eukaryota; Metazoa; Chordata; Actinopteri; Cyprinodontiformes; Poeciliidae.
GGCGGUGUGGUGGCAGAAGGCAGCGUCAGCUGUGGCGUGGAGGGACUGACACAGAUCCACUAGUAAUCGCCGCCGUCCCCUCUGCCAUGGUCUGCUCGUCGAAAGGUUUCCUGCCCUCUACAGGAAGAGAAACUUUUGACGCGUAAGCCACAAAUCAUGGUGCUGGACGCCACGACCCCGCUGGUGUAAGCGACACUGCGGAGGAGAAAGUAUCGACCUCACACAAGCCACAAAGCAGAAGCAGCUGCUUCGCCGUAUUUCUUUUUUCACGCUCGCAGGGAACGACGGCAUCCGGCCUGAGAAAAAGACGCUCCGAGGUCGGGGACUCCGGUCGGAGCAGCCUGCGUCGCUUCUGGCCUCCCCUUCCUGAGAGCUCCAUGGAGAAGAUGAAGCGGUUCAAGCGACGUCUCAGUCAGACGCUACGAGGCAGCCACACCAUCGACGAGUCUCUGUCCGAGCUGGCUGAGCAGAUCACGAUAGACGAGAAGGACAGCGAGCCCAUGGUGAGGAACGGCCGUCCUUCUUCGGCCCACAGUGUCCACUCGUACCUUCACCAGUGCACAGGCUCCUUUAAGAAGCCGCCAAUGAGACGGCCGCAGAGCGUCAUCGGAGGAGGGCUGGGUUUGGUCAUGCCUCGCAACGGCAGCCGCCUCGAUAUUGUCCAUGAGAACAUAAACAUGGGGUCAGACGGGGAGAGCGAUCAGGCGUCGGGGACGUCCUCCGACGAGGUGCAGUCGCCCACGGGAGUCUGUCUGAGGAACAAAGGGAACAGACGCAUCUCUGCUGAGGACUUGAACAAACGUCUGUCCCUACCUGCCGACAUCCGGAUACCCGACGGCUACCUGCAGAAGCUGCAGUUGAGCAGCCCGGCCUUCGAUCUGCCGCUGAGCCGACGCUCCCGCAGAGCAUCGCUGUCAGAAAUCGGGUUCGGGAAGCUGGAGACGUACAUCAAACUGGACAAACUGGGGGAGGGAACGUAUGCAACGGUUUUCAAGGGGAGGAGCAAGCUGACGGACAACCUGGUGGCGCUGAAGGAGAUCAGACUGGAGCACGAGGAGGGGGCCCCGUGCACGGCUAUCAGAGAAGUGUCUCUACUGAAGGACCUGAAACACGCCAACAUCGUCACUUUGCACGACAUCGUCCACACGGACAAGUCGCUCACCCUGGUCUUCGAAUACCUGGACAAAGACCUUAAGCAGUACAUGGACGACUGCGGGAACAUCCUGAGCAUGCAGAACGUUAAGAUUUUUUUGUACCAGAUCCUGAGAGGGUUGGCUUACUGUCACAGACGGAAAGUUCUCCACAGAGACCUGAAGCCCCAGAAUCUGCUCAUCAACGACAGAGGAGAGCUCAAACUGGCCGACUUCGGCCUGGCGAGGGCCAAGUCCGUGCCCACUAAGACGUACUCCAACGAGGUGGUGACGCUUUGGUAUCGGCCUCCGGACGUUCUGCUGGGCUCCUCUGAAUACUCCACGCAGAUAGACAUGUGGGGAGUGGGCUGCAUAUUCUACGAGAUGGCUGCCGGCAGGCCCCUGUUCCCCGGUUCCACAGUGGAGGACGAGCUGCAUCUCAUCUUCAGACUGUUAGGCACUCCUACUGAAGACAGCUGGCCUGGAAUAUCCUCCAUUGAUGAGUUCAGGUCCUACAAGUUCUCCAAGUACAAGCCACAGCCGCUAAUCAAUCAUGCUCCCAGGCUGGAUAACGAUGGAAUCGACCUGCUGUCUUCAUUCCUAAAAUACGAAUCCAAAAAGAGGAUCUCUGCUGAUGAAGCAAUGAGGCAGCCGUACUUCAGGACCCUGGGGCCACGCGUGCACACGCUGCCAGAGAACAUGUCCAUAUUCACACUGAAGGAGGUGCAGCUGCAGCGAGACCCCGGCUACCGGAGCUCCUCGCAUGCAGAAUCAGGCAAUGGGAAGAACAGAAGACAAAGCAUGCUGUUUUAAAAACUCCAGACCGGACUGUGGGUUUACUUUUUUUUUGUUUUGUUUUUUGAUGAGAAGGACCUCCUUGAAGACAGAUCAGUUCAAGAUGGAUGGAUGGAUGAAUGAAUGUGUUUUAAUCAUCUUCAUCACUCCUCUUCCUUCCUCCCCUCAAAAUACUUUGAAAAGCUGCCUGUCCACAGUACGACUCCUCCCCACCCCCAUCCCUCCAUCCUUCUCCCAGGUUCAGCCAAGCCUGGCUCCAAUAAGAGACGUUAUUUACUGUACAUUUAUAUUUAUUGAAUUUGCUGCUAAGUCAAACUACUGUUUAGAAUUUAACUGGCUCAGUCACUUUAAUGAAUACAUGCCAUUUGUAUAGAUUUUUAACUUUUUUUCUUUUUUGAGCUUUGAAGUGAUAUAUUUUUGAAUUUUAGUUUUAUUUUUUUUUUAGUUUUAUUUUUCAUUUUUUUUGCUCACUGUUAACAUGUUCACUCCCACCUUGAAAGCUCCUUGUUGUGCUGUCCUGCAGACAGCAAUGUUUCUGUAGCAACUCGGAGGAAGGUCAAAUGUUCUGUCUGUUAUCAACGGUGCUGCAUAAAUCAUCGGUGACCACUUGCUCUGAAGGCUUUCAAAGCCAGGUCUCGUAUGACAAGUGAUGACUUUCGUCCCGACGGGAAGACGAUACCCGAGCUGCAAAGUGCAGGUUGCGUCCCAGGAUGCUCUCGCUCAUGACCAAUGAGACAAAAGUAGGGAUAAAGAAAAUGCUAACGGGCAUUGCUGGAAGAAAUCCUCGUUGAAACACCUCAAUGUUUUUACUUUAUUCUGGGGGACAUGUAAUUUUUUUUUUUCUUUCUCAGCUCCAUCUAUAUGUUGCAUGCCACAGCUAGUGAACUCCUGAAACAGGAAGAUACCAUCUCUAGUUCUGCCUCCCCCUCAGUCUCAUCGUUCGUCUGCCAGUGUUACAACAGAUGUUUUGUAUAAUAUUCUUUAACUUUAUUUGUGAAUAAUGAAUAACAAGUGUGGGAUUUUGUUGGAGAUGAUUCCCAUUUUUGAGUUUUUUUUUUUUCCAGAGUAAAACAAAUUAAAUUUAAAGUUUAAACAAA